Haemonchus placei is the source of this 285-nucleotide messenger RNA. Lineage: Eukaryota; Metazoa; Nematoda; Chromadorea; Rhabditida; Trichostrongylidae. The record is from the annotation of a GenBank genome assembly.
AUGAAGGUGAAGAGUGUGGGAACAAUGCAAGAUGAGUUAUCUUUCAUCGAGGAUGAUAAAGAUCGAACCACAAAGAUUGGGUUUUCCGCUAGCAAAGUUAAGGUUGUUAUCGAAGCAGUGAGAAAGUGCAACACCGUGUUUAAUCAUAAAACACCUGCAGUUAUCUUCUUGGAACACCUCGAAGAGCCAUCAUUACUUAUUAGUAUUCUAUUCUGCAAAUGUUACAUUGAUGACGAGUUCAUUAUUGGAACAGUGAAGAAGAUUUCGAGGAAGCAGGUAAGUUAA